ACAUGUUAAUAGGACAAUCUGUCAUAUGGCAGCUCGGCAGCCCAGACGGUUCUGCAGACCGUGGCGAAGGCAAGCUUUUCUUGUGGUUGUGUUAAUACUCCCGUCUUGUUUUUUCUCACACAAGCUUUGACCUAGGCUUCCUAGACUGACUUAUCCCCUUUCAGAUUGAGCCCAUGGCAUCGCAAACACGGAUACGGCGCCAAACAGAACCACCUCUUCGAUUGGAACACUUAAAAAGAUUUUCCUAGCUUCAGAUAGUUCUAUUCUGCGCGCAGUUGUGGGUUUAUGAACCCACAAAUGAGAACCUCUCCCCAGGGGUGGGCUUCAAAAUUUUUAGCAAGGAGUUCUCUGCCCGGUUGCUGGGUGGGCGUGGCCUAGUUGGCCUCCUGCACCAUGACCUGGGCGGGGGGAGAGGCUUUUUGCCCUCCCCAGGCUCUGGAGGCUUUCCUGAAGCCUCCAGGAGGGCAAAAAUGGACUCCCCAGGCUCUGGAGGGCCUCUUCCCAAACUUCCAGUAGGCCUGUUUUUUGCCCUUCCUGCACCUCCGCGCGCGCUCUGCACUUAACCUGCAUCCAAAAUGGACCGUGUGGGGACUCCUGAGAGGGAUAGUGUGGGCGGGGCCAGCCAGGAAUGGGAUUUGGGUUCUCCGAACUGCACAGAAUCUUAGCUCGAGGUUCUCCCGAACCCCUGGGAACCUCCAGCGGCUCCACCCCUGGCCUCUCACCCACCUUAUCUUCCAAAUGGUCUUGACAGAAUGGAAGAUGAAAUCCUAUGACACUCUCACCUCAUGGGGGAGAUGCUUGAAAAGGCUUUCACUAUUGGGGUUUAUGGGGGGCGGGGAUCUGGGCAUAUCACUGGGAAGAAAGAAAAGGGUCGAUUUACUCCUCGAAGUGAUCUACUUUUGACUCGGGUGUUGCAAACAACCGAUUCCAAGACAACGAAAUCCCAUCGAAGGCCAGCGGUAAACACAAAUCUUUACAAUUAUUUUUUAUUUUUAAAAAAAAGCAACGUGCUAAUUAAAGCCAGCCCACUUAACAGCAAAAACGCAAUUAACUUUAAUCCCGGGCCUUUAAAAAAAUUGUUGAUAAAAGCAGCCAAUUAACUAAAGACUUGAUAAACCAUUAAAAUGUAACAAGUCAGCAUGCUACCUUCUCUGGCUAAGAAUGAACGUUUGCAGCGUUGCCUAGGUGAUAAAUUGCCAGUUGAUUGGCAGAAGUCAAGCAAAAGAGGAUUUCUUGGUCUGUUUUGACACUAAUAAUUCUCUUUCCUCUGCCCCCUUUUAACAAAUUUAAGUCUACAAAUCUCUGAUUUGCUCCUAUGGAGGAACUCCUAUGAUUAGGCCUGCUGGCUUUCUAAGUAAGAGCAAACCACAACAAACUUCCAAAGUUUGGUUCAAUUUGGGGAGAAUAAAUUAGGGUAGAUCCCUUAUUUUGGAUGUCACACGAAUGGAAACUUCAACCUUAAGCAGGACCGAGAACUCCAUCCGAGUAUUGUGGGAGAGAGAUGGGUGUCUUCUAGGUGUGAUAUAAAUAUAGUAGCCCUUGACUUACGACCACAACUGAACCCAAGAUUUCUGUUGCUAAGCGAAACAGUUACUGAGUUUUGCCUAGAGGUGGGAUCCACAUAAUUUAUUUACCGGUUCACCCAGCACCAAAAAUACGAGUGCGGCGCACGCUUCACUCGCAUGUGCCACCUCCGCGCAUACGCCCGGCCUUCUGCACAUGUGCUUCACUCGCAACGCGCGCCUUCCGCGCCUACGCCCAGUCUCAAAAACGUGCCUAAAUAGGACAGCAUAGAGCCGGCGGGGCAGUUGGGCAGGCCCACCCGCGAUUUCCGCUACCGGUUUGCCACAACCAGUCCGAACCGGCUGGUUUUGCCCCAUUUUACGAACUUUCUUGGCACCGUCGUUAAGCGAAUCACUUCCAUUAAGUCACGCAGGGACUGACAUUGCCACCAUGAUCAAUGUCGAGUUGGUUGGCAAACACCCACAUUUUGAUCGCGUGAUUACGGGUAUACCGCGACAGCGGUAAGUAUGAAAAAAUGGGUUUUCAGUGCUGUUGUAACUUUGAACGGUCAAUGGACUGGUGUAAUUUCGAGGACUAUACCUGUACCAGCUCCGGAUUUUAUCCGACGGUACUUGCUGGAAUGGUUUUCUGCAAGGUUACGAAAAAAGCAAGGGAGACCGCAGCCUCUUGUCUUGGAGAAGCCACUGAACUUCAAAAUACUGAGAUGCAGGGGUAGGGUUUUACAUACCUCUACCACUGGUUCGCUGUGCACGCUUGUUUUACGCGCGCAUAGAUUGUCUGCGCAUUGCACUCGGCCUUCCGUGCAUGUGCUUUGCUCGCUUCUGCGCUGCGCCCGGCCUCAAAAACGUGCCUAAAUUGCACGACUUGGAGCCAGGGCAAAAUCGGUGCGAACCGGCUGAAUAUCAAUUCUGCUGAGAUGGACUGGGCUGCCCGCAUUGGGGGGGAAAAAAAUACGAGGUUAAAAGUACAGGGAGUCCUUGUCUUACCACAAAUAAGCCCGAAAUGUCAGUUGCUAAGCGAGGCGCCUCAUUUUUUAUGACCUUUUUUUUUGCAACCGUCAUAAAUACAGGCCAGUUUCCAAGCGCCCAUAUUUUGAUAACGUGACCAUGGGGUUGAUGCAGAGGUCAUAAGUGUGGAAACUGGUCAUAUGUCACUUUUUCCAGUGCUGUUGUAACUUUGAACGGUCACUGAACGAAUGGUUGUAAGUCGAGGAGUACCUGUAUAUCUCUCUAGGAAUGUUCUCGUGCUUGCUUACUCCCUGCCACAAUGGUGCUUCAUCAGCCGACGGAGUGGUUCUUCGGUGGAUAUGUGGACGGACUUUAGCUUGCAAACUUUAAUAGCUCAUUGAGUAGCUUCACCAAGAAAUACGAGUGAGUUGUUGGCUCUUAGCCUGGAAGCCUUCAUUAUUAUUACUACCUACGUGCUUUAAGCUGAAGGACGACAGCACUGGAUUGCCGGUGUGAAUCAGAGCUUAGGGCAAUGGGCUAAGAUUGCAGACAUCCAAGUUCAAGUGCUUUCUUGGCUGGGAAACCCACUGUGGGGCUUUUUGCUUGCUGGUGCGGCUUUCCGAUCAUUGACUAGCUUCACCAAGAAAUAAAUUGUUGGGCUCUUAGCCUGGAAGCCUUCAUUAUUAUUAUUACCUACGUGCUCUAUGUUGAAGGACAACAGCACUGGAUUGCCGGUGUGAAUCAGGGCUUAGGGCAAAAGGCUAAGAUUGCAGACUUCCAGGUUCAAGUGCUUCCUUGGCUGGGAAACCCAUUGCGGGGCUUUUUGCCAACCUUGCCGGUGUGUGUGGGGGGGACACUUCUGAGGAUUAAAACCGGAGGCUGCCUGGCAUUUUCCGAUCCUUUCAAAAGGGACCUGUAAAUGCCAACAGGAACAUCUGUAAAAAGCGAGAAGCCAUCGAGUCCGACAGGCACACAAUACGGCUGCCUCCUCGGCUAAAGAGAGAGGAUUUUGGGAGAUGGAAAGAAAAAGGAUCUGCAAAGGGCUAAACAAGACACAGGCAGGGGAAAGAAGUUUAUUUCUGAUUUAAACAUCUUUGGCACAGGAGGGGGAAGAGUCUGCUUUCUCCCAAGAGUCUCCCCUUAAUAGGAAUGCGAAAAGGACCAGCCUCAACAGCUCUUUAGAAUGCAGUCCCUCCCUCUCCAUACAAAUUACCCUCCUUUCUCCCCCCCCUCCCUCCUUCUCCUCUUUUUCACUCCCCUUCCUUUCAAGUUGAUGCACAAAAACUCUCCCACAAAAAUUGUAUUUAUUCACGGGGGCAGUACAACUCCAGGGAGGUUUCUGCAGAGCCUGCAGCUGCCAGGCAAGGAAAUGCAAGAAGCCGGCGAUUUUGGGAACCUGCCCUUGCCAAACUCUCAGCUCAGAGAUUGAGGUGGAGGGGAGAGAGAAAGAGAGAAGAUUCAGGAGAAAAGCUGGUUGAUGAUUGUCAGCUUGUUUCUUAGGCGGCAGAAAAAUUCAGGAAGGGUUUGAGCGGGUUUUUUGUUUUUUUGGUUUUUUUUUGGUUUCUUGGUUUAUUUUUUGGAUAAGCGGGAAAUUGUGGACUUUUAAGAUCUGGGACAUGGCACGUCCAGAAAUGUGAUUUUUUAAAAAAAAAAUCAUCGGUAAAGUAAGCAACUCUGCCAAAUUUCCGAUAUACGGGUAGAUUUGAGCAGACAGCUUUGGACAUCUGCAGGUGUGACAUCGGGAGGGAAAAAAGACUAGCAGGAGUCUACCAGAUUACCCUCUUCCCUUCUCCUGCACCUGACUCUCCAGUCCUUCACCUUUGGGUCUCAAAGGGUGCCUCCAACGGAUUCUGCAACCUUUGGCCUUUUUUCCGGACAUUUUUUGCCAAAAGUAGAAGAUGACACGGGGAACGCCGGUUGACCAAGUUUUUUUGUUUUGAGCAGGGGGAGAGUGACUCCUCAACGCGGGUCACUUUGGCGUGGCUGACGUCGAAGCAGGCCAUCCAAAGACCGAAAACGACAAAACUGCUGUGCGAUGGUUACGUGUUGCUUGCGGAUGGGAUUGGCUUGGGGUGACUAGGAGCAGCAAAGCCGCCAGUUUACGGAAGGGACCCAGGAAAGACAAACCCAGCAUCAACCCAAAGUCUGAUCCAGUUCCAUCGAUUUCCAUCUUGGGAAGGUUGCGUCUCUCUGGCUCGAAGAUGAUGUCCCCAAAAGAGAGGAGGAGACGAUACUGGCGUUGGUUGGUUCUGGCAAUGCUCAUCUGCCAAGAAUUCCCCAAUUUCCCGCUGGUGUUGGCCAAGAAAGAGCGGAAGAAACCGAAGGAGCCUAACCAAUACACCGAGGCGCUUUCUAACACCACUCUUUCUAACAGUGAAGAAUUGAACGGACACUCCAAGAUGCUAGAAUCCCCAGACCCACGUAUCACUGAUCCACGCCGAACAUGGAUUUCAUUUGUACAGCGUCCGGGUGAAGACAGCAACUCCAAAAAGAAAUGCAAAGGGAAAGAUAAAAAACGUGGUCUUGCCGGACCUCCCGGACCCCCAGGUCCUCCAGGGCCCCCUGGUCUUCCUGGGGCUGAAGUCACCCAUGAAAUCCUAAUGCAAGAAUUUAAAGACAUGUUAAGAGAAGCUACUGAACGGCGGGCAUCUCCAGUUCUCCCAUCCCAUCCCAGUGAGAUGCCGGUAAUGUUACCGCCUCUGGAGGAGAUCUCCUUCUACCGGCGAGUGGAGGAAGCCUUCCACUGCAAACUCAAGGGGCAAAUCAUCGUGGACAAGAAAACGUUGAUGGAACUCCAGAACUUCCAGAUGCCUUUAGCUAAAGGAGCUUUUCUUCGCGGAUCCGGAUUAAAUUUAACAACUGGGAGGUUUACCGCUUCGGUAUCUGGGAUUUAUCAGUUUUCGGCCAACGUCCAUGUAGACCACAGUGAGCUGAAAAGUAAACUGCAGCUUCGAGCAAGAGACAAUAUCCGAGUCUUGAUCUGCAUUGAAUCCCUCUGCCACCGAUAUACAUCUUUGGAGGUGAUCGCUGGGCUGGAAAGCAACAGUAAAGUUUUUACGGUUUACGUCCAUGGAUUGCUCCAACUCCAGGCUGGUCAAUACACCUCAAUCUUUGUGGACAACAGCGCCGGGGCCCCCGUUACCAUUCAGAAUGGAUCUGACUUCAUGGGCAUGUUCGUGGGAGUCUAACUCCCAAGACAAUCUGCCACGGAGAAUGGAGGAGGAGGGGAGAAAACGCAUCUGGCCAUCUGAUGGACAAGCUUGAACUCUGAACCCUGCCUGACCAAAGGACCCACCUUCUCUCCGCCAUUAGCGUUCUUGCCGCCAAAUGAAGCAAAUGUCUUUUUUUUUGUGUUGGUUUGUCCAAGGAAGCCUAGCAACAAUCUCAAGAGAAAGAAAGAGGAUAGUUUUCAAACGCGGAACCCAAAGUCCAGAUAUAGUUUCCUUCCAUUGGCAGAUUCAGAUUUCCCACCUCCGCUCUGAAAUCCAAGGAAAUCUCUGAUUCCAACAAGGCUGAGGAGGGCUGAGAAUACGUUGGGCAUCAGAGUUUAUUGGUAGAACCAGUGUUUUCCGCAUAUAUUCAGGAAGUCAAAACACUAGAAAAUAAAGCGCCCUGUGCUUUUAGUAUUAUUUUGGUCUCAAGGAAAUGCCCAGGGUUCAAACUGAACGAGGGUUCAUCUGUAUUCAUCCCCCCUGUCUACAGACGAAGACAAAGUACAUCGGAGAAACCGUAGGACUUGUCUGGACUCGAAUGCUAAAUCCUGCCGACCCGGUGUGGGAGAACUCUAGGAAUCUGGUUGUCAAAAAAGAAUCUUGGAAGGAGACAAUGGCAAACGAUCCUAGUGUUGGAUGGCCACAAGUCAUGGUUUGGGGGAACUGACGCAGCUCAAAACAGAUUUGGUCUUUAUAGAUUGGUUAUCUCCCAGAUCGGUGGGGUCAGAAAAGAUCUGCCUCGUCUCUUGGAAAGCUGCCGUCAGGUCACGAGGACAAGUUGAUGGACUAACACGCAACUAACGUUUCUUACGUUCUCCGUCUUGUGUUCUUUCUCUGUCCCAAUUCAAAGCAGGACAUUUUUUUUAAAGGUCCUCUUCUCAUUAGUUUGAAGAUUUGGGAUCCUUUUAGAUUUACCUUAAUAUUUAAAAAGUGCUUGCAACCUACAGCCGAUUUAUGCCUGGGUGGAAAAUUCUUCUGUUAAGUCAUUUCAUGAGGAGUGGCUAAUUUGUCCUCGAGUAAUUUAUAAAGGGGUAACGCUCUGCAGGGCCCUCCAUAAAUGCCCUGGAAAGGAAAUGUGUGCACUUCGGUUGCAGAAAAACCCAGUUUUAAUUCUCAGGACCCUGGAAAGGGCUAGCAGGGCUUCCUACCAGGGGUGAAAUGCUACCGGUUCGCACCGGUUCGGGAGAACUGGUAGUAAAAAAAAAUGCUACCGGUUCGGAUGAACCAGUAUUUCUGACGAUCAGCUGUGCCGCACGAUUUAUAUUAAUAUACUUAUAUUAUUAUAUCUAAAUUGCAUGGCACAGCUGUUCCCCCCCCUGCUUGCUGUUCUAUU
Ahaetulla prasina is the source of this 7016-nucleotide messenger RNA. It is a transcript of the gene C1QTNF12, whose product is annotated as C1q and TNF related 12. Gene Ontology annotation, biological process: positive regulation of insulin receptor signaling pathway; positive regulation of D-glucose import across plasma membrane; negative regulation of gluconeogenesis. The transcript is spliced from 8 exons. Gene Ontology annotation, molecular function: hormone activity. The record is from RefSeq and is a predicted model, not a curated record. Lineage: Eukaryota; Metazoa; Chordata; Lepidosauria; Squamata; Colubridae. Bases 4673 to 5659 code for a protein of 328 amino acids.